AUGGUCAGCUGCGUUGUGCCUGACUGCCACAAUUACUCAGAAAAGACGGGAGAAGCCGUGAGUUACCACAAGUUCCCGCAAGACGAUAGAAGGAAGGCAUGGCUCGACCGAGUAAGGCGUGUAGAUAUGCCACCCCUGGAAAACAGCCAUGUUUGCAGCGAACACUUCUUGCCCAGCUGUUUUGAGAUCGAUUUCCGUGCACAACUAAUGGGCGAAAAGGCUCGAAAACAUUUAAGGGAUGACGCUAUACCGUCUCUGUUUAAAUAUGGUCCGGAACCCAAAAAAGCGCGAUUGUCAUCUGAAAGUCGCCUUCAGAAACAAAACCAUAAACAGGUUAGUACUGUCACUCAUGCAAAUUUUCAUCAUCCUGUUUUAUUUUGCAAAAAUCUUGUCUUGUUCGAUUUGCCUGCUUGGCGGACGCGACGAGAUUGCAGUCCAGUUCGAAUUAGAUGACCUCUGAGAGUUCACGCUCCUGUUUUGCCUCUAGCAUAUCUAGAACUCAGUGAGAAACUGACAAGUUCGGUUUAAAACACUAUAAGGCAGAAUUAAUUCAACGGCAUUUGCAAGUAAAAAGAGAGUUUGUACACCUAAACCUGAGUGAAAUAGGUUUAAAUUUUUAGGACUCCAAUCCUAUCAAGCUGCUAAAGCUAAGCUUGUAAAAAAAUUCAAAACUUGUAUGACCUUAUGGGAAAUUGAAUGUCACCUCACAUCAAGAGACUUUUAUCCAGUCGACUGUGCCACGUAGCAGAUACAACGUGUACUAAAAAUCGCCGCCUGUUACAGAUGUUAAUAAGAACUGUUUUUUUCUCUCCUUUUCCCUAGUGCUUACCUCAAGUUAGAUCCUUCAAUUCACCCUUGCCCUCAGUUUUGUAUGUCAAGUCUGUAAUUUCACUUUUCAUUAUUUCGACAUUACGAUAAAAACAGACAAUUGAACAUUCCAAAAAUAUUUAUAGAAAAUACUGUUACAGUCAAACCAGGUCAAGCGUUCCCGUCACUAGCAAACUAAUGAAUUCAUUAAUGGAAAAAUGAUUUCGUUUGUUGAUUCAAUAAUUCAUUCAUAAAAUGAAUAAUCGAACAAUCAAAUUGGACCUCGAUUCAAUAAUUAAAUGUUGAUUUGGUUUAUUAACAAAAUCUACCUGUUCUUUAUUCUUGUCUGUUGAGUUCAAUCGUCUUUGCUUCCCUUUUCCUGCCGUUUACGACUGCGUUUGUAAUUGCCUUAAAUCAAAAUAACAGCUAGAAGAGACAGACCGCAAACACAAAGAAACUGACAAAGGCCGGGGAUCGAAAUCCACCAAUCACCGCACAUACACUGACCUUAGUUACACUAUCGUGUUUCCUAAGAGGUCAGGUCCGUUGCAGUGAAUACUGGAAACAAAAUGACGUACAUGUAACAGUUUGUUUGGGUUUGAAAUUCAGAACUCGCCCGAACUCGACUCUAAGAAAAAAAGGACAAAAAAAGUGUAGUUUUUCUAAAAACAGUAAUCGAAUCAACAUUCGAUUAUGGAAUUGAGGCUGAAUAUGAAUAUUGGAUUGUUCAUUUUAUGAAUGGAUUAUUGAAUCAAUAAACGAAAUCAUUUUUCCGUUAAUGAAUUUAUUAGUUCGUUAGCGACGGGAACGCUUCACCUGGUUUGACUGUAAGUAUUGAACUUUAUCCCAUCCGGCUGUGGAAGAACUUUUAGCUGCUGACUUCCCAGACUGUGAUGAUGAGUCAAGCUCUUCUUCAGAGGAUGUCUUGGAAGACUCUUCAGAUCAAGACCAGAUUGAAAAUAAUGAAGAAACAGGCUCCUCAGAACCAAGAGUGCAUGACAUUGGCAUUCAGUGUUGCUGUCAGCCUCUUACCUUAAGAAGUGUAGCAGUUCAAACUGAGGAUUCCAAACAAAAAAAGGGCAAAGCUAAUGUUACCCCCACCCCUAUACAAAACGCCCACCAUAUGUAG
Porites lobata is the source of this 1936-nucleotide messenger RNA. Lineage: Eukaryota; Metazoa; Cnidaria; Anthozoa; Scleractinia; Poritidae. The record is from the annotation of a GenBank genome assembly.